Messenger RNA from Lottia gigantea (owl limpet), 1430 nucleotides. RefSeq lists its product as hypothetical. The transcript is spliced from 8 exons. Gene Ontology annotation, molecular function: 5'-3' DNA exonuclease activity; damaged DNA binding. Gene Ontology annotation, biological process: protection from non-homologous end joining at telomere; interstrand cross-link repair; double-strand break repair via nonhomologous end joining. Lineage: Eukaryota; Metazoa; Mollusca; Gastropoda; Lottiidae. Bases 405 to 1430 code for a protein of 341 amino acids. The record is from RefSeq and is a predicted model, not a curated record.
CCAAAACAAACAUUAGUCGAGUACUAAUGUGAGAUAAUUAUUCGACAUUUGAAGCAAUUUCUACAACAUGUUAGGUACAAACAGUUAGUAUUAGAUAGCCUUACCCCGGUUUAACAUCUUAAGUCUUUGGUAGAAGAAAAAAGAAAUCAGUAAUAGAAAGUCAUAGAAAACGAAAGUAGACAAUCACUUGACAGGAUUCUAGAGAAGACAUUUCAGAAUUAUCACCGAUUUUUUUGUGAAUUCUUGUGACUGUAUACCUAUAUCACCCAUAAUCCCAAAGAAUUAAUAUUUUAGACAUGUUGAUUAUGCCAAAUAAUAAGAAUACAGAAAGAAACCAACAGACUAUCAAAAAAUUGUUAAUGUUCAUCAAAUAUUAAAUAAGAAACCUAGAACUUGCUGUUACAAUGAGUACCUUUUGUGGUCGUAUGAGAGAAUAUAGUGAGAUAUCUAUUGAUAGAUUUGAUGGAGGAAAUCUUCUUUCAUCAGUUUUCUUUUUAUCACAUUGUCACAGAGAUCAUAUGACUGGUUUGAAUUAUAGAUCAUUUGCUAAAAGAUUACAAGCUGGCAAUAAUAUAUAUCUGUACAUGUCUGAUGUUUCUAAAGUAUUAUUACUGGGAGAUAACACCUACAGUUUUCAUCAUUUAGAGCCAUAUAUUAAAACCUUACAAAUUAAACGACCUAGUACUAUAACUAUACCGUGUAAUACAGUCAGUGGUAAGCCUAAACUAGUAAGUGUUACUUUAUUACCAGCUGGUCAUUGUCCAGGCUCUGUCAUGUUUUUGUUUGAAGGAAAUGAAGGAACAGUAUUAUAUACAGGAGAUUUCAGAUGGGAAAAAGAUAAAGCUGCUUCUUUAUCUCAUCUACACAAUGAACUUGGGAUCAAGCCUAUCAAAAGUUUAUACAUAGAUACAACAUUCUGUGUUCCAAAUGCCUUACAUUUUCCCAGUCGGUACCAAUGUGUUGAAGUUACAGUACAGCUUGUUAAAGAAUGGUUAUCACACUCCAAAAGUCAUUUUGUUUACAUAGCUUCACCUAUGAAUUAUGGUCAUGAACAUCUUCAAGUUGAAAUAUUCAAACAUACCAAUGAACCUAUUCAUACCUCUGACUGGAAGUACUCAAUAUACACACAAAUACAAGAUUUAGCCAUAGCCUAUACUACUGAUCCAUCAGCUAGAAUACAUGCUUGUGUAUCCAAAUUAUUAGUUUUACGACCUUCAACGAUGUGGUUUACCAUGUCAACAAUCUGCUCAGAAAAACUGAAAGAAGAACCAACAAAAUCAUCUGACCCACACAGAGUUUGUUACUCUCUCCAUUCAUCAUAUAGUGAAAUUAAAAACUUUGUGUCCUAUUUAAAUCCUGAGGAAGUGUUUCCUAAUGUUAUACCAGCACAAGAACCAAAUGCUAUGUUGGUAAGAAUUAAAAUAACGUAA